Molecule: messenger RNA, 2221 nt
Organism: Zeugodacus cucurbitae (melon fly)
Lineage: Eukaryota; Metazoa; Arthropoda; Insecta; Diptera; Tephritidae
Gene: slow
Exons: 6
Coding region: 251-1864 (537 amino acids)
Biological process (GO): anatomical structure development
Cellular component (GO): extracellular region; cell surface
Molecular function (GO): signaling receptor binding; calcium ion binding
Source: RefSeq, a predicted model, not a curated record
AGUGUAGAGAUCAGUCGACUCACGGCACUGCGACCAAGCGGACAUAGAAGUUGCAACGUCGGAUCCGCAACAUUUAACAAAUACGCGCGUUAUUGUUAAUCGGGCGGUACGGCAUAGUUGUUACGUUAUUGAAUUUGAUCUUUCUGAUUUCGUAUUUUUGGUCCUUCGUAGUCUUGGCUGCACUAUUGAUAUUUCAUGGAAGUAUAAAAUAAGACUAAAAACUGAAUAAAUAACAACUAUUUACGUAUAUAUGUAUAUAUACGCAAUCAUAUAUAAUAAAAUGGCAAAAAUUUUGAAUUGGGCAGUUAUAGUCACAGUGCUUAUUAUUUUCUCUGAUGCCAAUGUUUAUGCAAAAGCUAGCAUUGCAGGGCAAAGAGUCAGUGCUUCGCAACAACCACAAGAAUCGGCGAUCCAAAGAUACGGCAACCACCAUCUUCAUCCACAGAAGUAUCAAAAAUCACUAUUUGGAAUCCAACGGGAAGAAAGACUGCAAAAAAAUACUCAGUAUCAGCAUCGACAAGUACGACCAGAAAUAUUGUCCGAAUCUGGUAUUAAUGCCCAAGUGGAACAUGCUUACAAUAAAACAAGAUCCACAAGACUACGACGCCUAAGUCCAAGGAACUAUUAUAACAAUAAUAUUUCGCAACGUGGCGUUGACAGCCAUAGAGGUAGUCCAGAUUGGAGCUAUCAUGUCUACAAUGCGCGUAGCAACACAUUUGAGUCGCCAACGAGUCUCUCUACGCUCGGUGCUGAAAAUAUAGGUAGUAGUGGCGGGAAAGGCGACGACAAUAGCGAUGAUGUGGAAUUUAUCAGCCAGAUUGGGAAUGAAAUGACCAGUCCCGAUUGGGUUAAUACUCGUCGUACUUUUGGCUUUGUACCCACGCAUACAACAAUUACGCCAUCUACAAUUCCUCCUCCACCAUUAGUGCCGGCUCGGCGGGGUUAUGCCACGGCUGCGCCACCAAGCUUAAACUCUAACCUGCCACAUACUACCAAUGAGCCAAGCGAAACAAACCAUAUUGAUGUAAAGGGCAUGGAAAAACGGCAUAUUUGUGUUCAGCAACGCACCAUCACCAUGCCCGUAAAGACAACCGAAGUCUAUGCAAGACCGAUCUGGAAACAUGUCAGCACGCUCUGCAGUGAAGUUCAAGUGCAGACGCAAAAUCCCAACCAGAUGUGUACCAGAGUCCAGCUGGUUCAUGAGCAGUCUGUGCGCGACGUCAUUCGCCACAAGUCAUCGCAACAAGUUACCUACGACUGUUGCAGCGGUUGGGGACGUGAAUUUCCAAAAUCCGAUUCUUGCUCAAAACCCCUUUGUAGCACUGAUUGCCAAAAUGGUGGCACUUGUACCGAGCCUGAUACUUGCAGCUGCCCUGCAGGAUUUACGGGGCAAUUUUGCGAGCACGAUAUAAAUGAGUGUAAAGAGCAGAAGCCCUGUGACCAGACCUGUAUCAAUAUAGUUGGCUCAUACUUUUGCGAAUGCCGUGAGGGGUUCGUUUUGCAGUUGGAUAAACAAAGUUGCAAGAAAAUUGAUUUACAAGAUGAUGAUGCUUUUGAGGCACGUGAUUUGGAAAAUGAAAUCGAGUUAAGUGAUAAAGAAGACAUGAGUGCUCGUCUUCAGAAAAUUGAACGCUCUUUAGCAAAUGAGAGGGUACAUACGAAUGAGUUGAAGAAAUCAUUGCAAGCCACUCACAACGUUGUGGAUACCCUUAAGAGUCGCCUAAGUACAAUAGAAAAGCAGCAGCAGGAUAUAAGCCGUUUGCAGUCAAAUCUUUACCAGACGGAGUCGCGCACUAAUAGGCUUGAAGGCAUACUAAAUCUGUUAAUGAAGUGUCGAAAUGGACCAAACACCUAUUGUCCCUAGAAAUCAAGCGACCAGACUGUAUAUUUUUUUAAUUAGUCGUAGCUUAUUCUAAUGAUUUUAAUAUAUGUACAAGCUUGCAAAGUAUUUAUGUAGCUGUAAGCAAAUGUUCAUUCUCAUAAAUUUUAUGAUAUAAUUUGCCAACGAUCAAUUAGUUUAUAAUAGGUUAUACAUGUGUACAGCUGUAUAAAGAUAGUAUAGAGUUAUGCAAGCUUGUUCACAUUGACUUCAAUCUAAGAUUCAUUAGACAUGCAUAUGUAUACUCGUAUGCAAUAAGUGUGGUACCAUAGUUGUAAAUAAGUAUAUGAGUGUAAACUUCUGUAAUAAGUAAAUAAAUGAUAUUUUUACAAAUUUCCGAAA